Messenger RNA from Gracilinanus agilis (Agile Gracile Mouse Opossum), 1528 nucleotides. RefSeq names its product acyl-CoA thioesterase 13 (gene ACOT13). Gene Ontology annotation, molecular function: fatty acyl-CoA hydrolase activity. Bases 104 to 529 code for a protein of 141 amino acids. The record is from RefSeq and is a predicted model, not a curated record. Lineage: Eukaryota; Metazoa; Chordata; Mammalia; Didelphimorphia; Didelphidae. The transcript has 3 exons.
ACCUGGGUUUUUUUGUUUUUCUUUGCUUUUUGUUUUUUUUGGUUUAUAGGUUCUUUUUUUCCGUUUGAGCAAGACUGAGUGAGAAGCUGAGAAGCAGCUGGCAAUGGGUCCCCAGACAAUGCAGAAUUUACAGCAACUAUUGAAGGCGUUCUUGGACUCACGUUGCUUUGAUAGAGUUUUAGGAAAGGUUACUCUUCUUUCUGCAAGUCCUGGAAAGGUGGUUUGUGAAAUGAAAGUUGAAGAAGAACAUACCAAUAAGAUGGGCACUCUACAUGGUGGUCUUACAGCAACUCUGGUAGAUGUUAUAUCUACAAUAGCUUUUAUCAACACAGAGAGGGGAGCACCUGGAGUCAGUGUGGACAUGAACAUAACAUACAUGUCCCCGGCUAAGCUAGGAGAAGAAAUAUUGAUUGCUGCUCAUGUUUUGAAGCAAGGAAAGACUCUUGGCUUUGCAAGUGUGGACCUGACAAACAAGAUCACAGGAAAGUUGGUAGCACAAGGCAGACACACAAAACACCUAGGAAGCUAAAAAAAAAAAAAAAAAAAAAAAAGCAAAAUUUUCUCAAUAUUUUGUCCUUCAAGAAUCAACUGAUCAUUAUAUCAUUGUAUUUGCAUUUGAACAAAUAGCUUACUUUUAAAAGCUUAACUUUGAAAAUAAAUUCAUUGUAUUUGCAUUUGAACAAAUAAGCUUACUUUUAAAAGCUUAACUGAAAAUAAAGUCGAUUGUUACAUUCUGGGGAAACUACUCAAAAGCAAAGACUGUAUAUCUAAAGUUGAAGCAGUACAUCCAGCAGGGAAUACUGUGGUGGGGUGCCAUAAAAUUAAUAUUAAGUUUUGUACAAAUGUAUGCAGGGAGUGGUUCCUUUUAGUUCUACAACUCAAAAAAUAUAAGUGGCAGAGUUCCUCUUGGAGUCAAGAAAAUCUGGCUUCAAAUCCUGUUUCACAUACUAGUAGAUAUGUGAUCCUACACAAAUUAUUUUCAUUUCUCAGCCUAGUUCACCCUCUGUAAGAUGAUAAUAGCACCUACCCAACAAAGUUGUGAAGCUCUAAUGAUUUUUUUAAAGCAUAGAAAUAACAGUAAAAGAAAAACUAAUCUAGGCUUAUAGUGUAAAAACAGUAACAGGAACUGGUUCACCAAUUUCUUUAAUAGAGAACUCACAGUGAAGAAACACCUACCAAUAGUGAUUUGCAACUUCAUUCUUGGGAAGUUGCCUGGUUCAGCUGGAGAGGUUAAAUGACUUACCCAGAGUCAUGUAGAGCAAGAAGCAAGACCUAAAUCCAACUCUUCAUAGCUUUGAUGGGAACUCUCAUCUUUUAUACCAGCCUACCUCUCAACAAUUUGCCAUAACCAACCUUUGUGUAUUUCACAGAAAUACAAAGUCAAAUAGCUUUCACCUAUUUUAUUUAGAUCUCUGUUUUUCCAAUUCCAAACAAAAGCUAAUAUAAAUUUGAAACAGGUAAGCACUAGUUUUUACCCCAAGGGAGCAGGCUUAUACAGAUUUACUCCAAUAAAGUACUUAAACCUUAA